AUGGAAAACGACGUUUGGUCUAGCGUUUUGGAUACAUUGACCGAGUCCCAACUUAAUCGUUUAGAAAAUGAAGCCUUCUUACAGUGUGCUAUUCGUGGUAAGUUGAUCUAUUCGGUGAAACGAGCGUUGAUUUAUUUAUUUUUUUUUUUUUUUUUUCCUUUACUCGUUUAAUGCCGCAAAAUUCACUUAUUGUAACACUUUUUCUUUAUUCCAAAGAUGAUCCUUUUGAGGAUUUGACUCAAAGCGAAUGGGAAAGGCUAGAUAACGCCACGACUGAAGCAUAUAACACCACCCUCGGGAAUGAAGGAAUUCAACAAACUGGUAAGUGUUUUGCAGCUGAUGUUACGUGAGUUGUUUUAGGGGUUUUUUUUGGGUUUUUUUUAGGAUCUGUUGCUGUAAUAUAGUGUUGUGAUCGAUAUGUGAACCGGUUCCUUUUUUUCUCGUUUACGCAGGAUACCGUUGUGACCUUUGCGAUAAAGUUUACCGACACAGACCAAAUCUUGCAAGGCAUAAGCGCCAAGGACACGGAUCGCCAUCCGAAUCAGGAUGCGGCGAGAAAAGAGGAAACGGUAAGUUAUACUAUCCAUUUCGCUGAGUAGCGAGAUAAAACGAAAAAAGGUGACGGCAAUUAAUUUUUUUUUUUUAUUCUCUCUUUUUGUAGACGAACCAUCUGCCUCAAAUAAGCGCUUACGACCAAUAGACCAAACAGGGGCUGGUUCAUCAAGAGAGUCAACCCCUCCGCAAUCAGAACGGCAAAAGGAAUUACAAGUUGAAGAACCCGCCGAAGAGCAAGACCGCGAGCCAGACGUACAAGAAAUCCAACAGCUGGCAGAAGAGCAAGACAGCGAACCAGACGUACAAGAAAUCCGGGAUCAACAGCUGGCAGAAUUGCUCCACCAACAUCGACAAGUCAUAGAAGCUGAGGAUCUUUUCCACAGAAGGCAAGAUAUAUACAAUAUUAGACUGCAUGAUGGUUUUACUGUUGAUAAUUUGCUUGCAGAGUUAAGAAACAUUUACAAUAGACAACGUAGUGCGUUUAAGGUUAACUUAAACUUUAGUUUUGUUUUGCGAAAUGUGGAGACGGGGGAGUUAAGAUUUUUUUACGCCUCCAAUAAUACUAACCUUUUGAGUAUACCAAUGUUAGUGCACAACGAACGCACAUUUAGGGAUGUUAUAGAAGUAAUACGAACUCUAGAUGUGCUAGAAUGGGUUAGAAACCAGCGUCCCAAUAGCAAAUGGGGUUUUAUUGUUUAAUACAAGCGAGGGUCACGUUGACUAGACUUAACGUUCCCAUUGGGGCAUCAGUUGAGUUGCCUUGUUAUAUUGCGAGAAACCAGGCUAUAGUAAGUUUAACUAAUAGCAGACAUACGGGCGAACCUUAUCGCGAUAAUCUCUGUUUGUUUCGAUGCCUUGCUUUACAGGCGGGGGAGGGCGAAAGCAGCUUAGAGCGUGCGGCAAAGGCCUAUUUCGAGCGUUAUAUUGUAGAAACCAGCCAGGCUCGUGAGGAUUUUUGUGGGGUUGAUCUGACUGAACUGAUUCUGGUCGAGGAACUGUUUUCUGUGUCCAUUUACGUUUACUCGCUUGACGAACAUAAUCAAGCAGUUUGUAUUCGGCGUUCUGUAAAACAAUUUCCUAGCAUGUAUAUCAAUUUAUACGAAAAUCAUUUUAGUUUUAUCAAAGAUUUUCAGUCCUACAGCGAUUGUUUUGUAUGCAAAAAAUGUGAUAAAAUUUUUUCAAAGCCUUACGCAUUGUCUCGCCACGAACAAACGUGUACAACCAACGUCAGGCACAAAUUCCCCGGUAGGGUUUUCCAAAUUCCUAAAACUGUAUUUCAAGAACUCGAAGAUAUGGGGUUGCAAUUUGACCCUGCCGAUAAAUUUUUUCCCUAUUUUGCCACAUGGGAUAUCGAAAGCUUUCAACAUGAUGUGCGGUCUACAUCGGGCACAGCCCCACUUCAAUGGACAGCUGAACAUGUACCAGCGUCUAUAUCUGUCGCCAGUAACGUGCCUGGUCACGAAAAUGCAUUUUGUUUUGUGACCGAUGGGGAUUCAGAGCAGCUUGUGAGCGACUUUGUUGAGUACCUUUUCGAAAUAAGUGACAUGAGCUAUCGACUGUUGAGUGAAAAAUUUGAAAGUGUCUUUUCCGAUUUGGAUGUAAUGAUUUCUAACUUGCCACAAGAGGACGAAACAGGGAAAGCACAACUCGUAAAAUUAAAGAGAAAAUUAGAUCGUUUUUUGCGAGAAAUGCCCGUACUAGGUUUUAAUUGUUCUCGUUACGACAUCAAUGUAAUCAGAAAAUUUCUGUUUAAAAAAAUUGAAUCGGCGGAAUUAGACGAGGAAAACGAGACUACUGGUUUUGAAUUUGUCAUUAAAAGGAAUAGUGCGUAUAUGUGUCUGAAAACACCCCGGCUUAAAUUUCUUGAUAUUAUAAACUAUUUGGCGCCUGGCUUCAGUUACGAUCAAUUCUUAAAAGCAUACGACUGCACCGCUCAAAAAGGAUGUUUUCCUUACGAAUGGUUUGACAGUGUCGAUAAACUUGAUUCUGAUUCAUUGCCCUCGCACGAAGCAUUUUAUAGUUCGCUUCGUAAUUCUAACAUUACUGACGCUGAAUAUGAACGCUGUCUUUCUGUCUGGCAAAACCAAAACAUGCAGACGUUCCGCGACUAUUUAAUUUGGUAUAAUAAUUUAGAUGUGGAGCCCUUUGUUGAAGCUGUGGAGAAAAUGUUUGAAUUUUAUCAGCCAAAGGGCUUAGAUCUAUUUAAGGAUGGUAUAUCCGUCCCCGGCCUAGUGAUGAAGUCUCUUUUCUCUGGACUUGCUGCCAACACAUAUUUUACUCUUUUUCAAGAACGUGAUAAAGAUCUAUAUUAUACUUUCAAAAAUAACAUUGUAGGAGGGCCAUCCAUUAUUUUUAAUCGCUAUCAAGAAAAAGAUAAAACCUUCAUUCGGGGAGGUAAACCUUGUAAGCGAGUCUGGGGGGCUGACGCAAAUGCGUUAUAUCUUUGGGCAUUGGCACAGGACAUGCCAUGCGGUUACUACGUUAGACGAAAGGCCGAAAGCAAUUUUAAAAAAGAAGAAUAUUUCAACAAAGCUAGCGUUGAGUGGUUAGAUUACGUCGCUGACCGCGACGGAUUAGAUAUCCAGCAUGCACAUAACGUUGGGGAAAAAAAAAUUGGUAGAUAUUUAGUUGACGGUUUUGACACCACUAACAAAACGGUGUAUGAAUUCAAUGGCUGCUAUUUUCACGGGCAUGCUUGUGAAAUGAAUAACAAUGACUUUAAUGAAAGAGUAGGAGUUCCAAUGAGCAUCCUAUUUGAACGUACAAUUGAGCGUAAACGUUAUUUGGAAGAUCGCGGCUUUACUGUAGUCGAUAUUUGGGAAUGUGAGUACAAGCAAAUGCGUAAGACAGACGAGGGCUUAAAGCUUUUUCGACAAAAUUAUAUUCAGAGUUUGGAUGUACGAACGACUAUGUCGGAAAACGAAGUUUUGUCUAAAAUAACAGAGGGUGAGAUAUUUGGGGUUGUUGAAUGCGACAUUCACGUACCCGAGGAUAAAAAAGAUAAAUUUUCUGAAAUGUGUCCAAUUUUCAAGAAUGUUGAUAUUCCUUUUGAAGCUAUAGGUGAGCACAUGCAAAAUUUCGUUGAACAAAACCGACUAAGUAAAAAACCUAGACGAGGGCUUAUAGGAAGCAUGUUUGGCAAUAAAAUUUUAUUAACAACACCCCUUUUACGCUGGUAUAUCAAACACGGCUUAAAAGUCACCAAAGUGUAUGAAGUUAUCGAGUACACUCCUAAAAAUUGUUUCACCGGAUUUGCUGAUGAAGUUAGUAAUGCACGUCGGGAGGGAGACUGUGACCCUUCAACAGCGGUUAUAGCCGAGACGAUGAAAUUACAUGGAAAUUCUGGAUACGGCAGAACGCUAACUAACAAGGAAAAUCAUUUAGACGUGCGGUACUGCAAUGAGGCAAACAGUGGCCUGGCUGUGAAUGAUUCUCACUUUAGGAAAUUAGAUAUAAUCGACGAAAAUUUUUACGAAGUCAGCAAAACUAAGAAAUCGAUUAGCAUGAAUUUGCCUGUUCAAAUAGGCUUUUUCGUUUACCAGUACGCAAAACUUCGCAUGCUUGAGUUUUAUUACGAUUUCAUGGAUAAAUUUAUAGACCGUUCCGAUUUCGAGUACUGUGAAAUGGACACCGGACUCGGCCUACGUUGCACUCUCCGGUGAGAGUGUUGAUGACCUCAUCAAACCUGAACUCCGAGCUGAGUACGAACAGGUAAAAUUUGCUUGGUUUCCGCGGGAUUAUAACGACGAGGUUAGCGCUUUUGACCGACGCACCCCGGGGUUAUUUAAGACCGAAUUCCAGGGCGACGGAAUUAUUGGGCUCUGCAGUAAGAUGUAUUUUUGCUUCAACGAAUCAAAAGCUAAGUUCAGCUGUAAGGGGGUGAAUAAGUACACAAAUGCGAUCGACAAAGACACCUAUUUGCGUGUUCUUCGCACCAAAGCAACAGGUGCCGCAACAAACAGAGGUUUUCGCGUUAGGGGUAGCAGUGUUUUCACUUACACUCAGGUGAAAAAUGCCUUUGCUUACUUUUACGGUAAGCGGAAAGUGCUAGACGAUGGCGUCAGCACCUCAUAUUUAGACAUAUGA
Molecule: messenger RNA, 4641 nt
Organism: Paramuricea clavata
Lineage: Eukaryota; Metazoa; Cnidaria; Anthozoa; Malacalcyonacea; Plexauridae
Source: the annotation of a GenBank genome assembly